Messenger RNA from Drosophila simulans, 3789 nucleotides. RefSeq names its product mucin-5B. NCBI's taxonomy places the organism in Eukaryota, Metazoa, Arthropoda, Insecta, Diptera, Drosophilidae. Bases 448 to 2787 code for a protein of 779 amino acids. The transcript is spliced from 7 exons. The record is from RefSeq and is a predicted model, not a curated record. Gene Ontology annotation, molecular function: protein binding.
CGUUUAUUUUAGUUAGUAACGAGAUUUCGAGCGCUCAACGUUGACGUCGCGGUUGAAAAUCGAAAAUCGUCCAAAGGCGGCAGAAAGCUCUCAUAACUUACAGUGCGUACUGACUAUGGUGAAACCCCGUUGCGACGCUGAAGUGUGCAAUUGUGUGCGGGCGCGCAGACAUGAAGUGAAUAAGAAAUUGGAAAAGCACUAAAACAUAACAUAUAUGUAAAAUAUAUAUUCAGAAAAAAAAAAACGAAAGAAGUAAAAAAACGCAAAAGAAAACGGCAAGAAACGUGGGUAAGGCCAAAAGCGAGGCAAAAACCGUCUAAAAAGCAGCAGCAAUAGCAACACCACCACCAGCUCGACGCUAAUCAGAAAAUAUUUCUUUAAGCCCAUCCAUCGCGCGCCUCAAAUCGAAAAAGCGCGAAAUAUUCAUUUCGGCCACAAACGAGCAGAAUGCACAGAACAGAGUGGCAUUCGGAGGCAUUCCAGCUGAGAGUCAGCCUCGAAUUUCAUCGAAAGGAUUCCGGUACAGAUCUGCAGAUGUCUAGGAAAAAAUGCAAUAAUAACCAACAGCGACGAGGUCGUCGAAGGCGAACGGAUUUGGGGAAUCUGCUGGGAAUCCGUGGGUCCAUCAGCCUGGCCAUUUUGAUGUUGACCAUUUGCAUGGCCAACACGUCGACUGCCGUGCCCGCCAUGGAAAGCAGCAGUGCAUCCUCCGCAGUCGUCACGGUCGCGGUCACGCCGAGCAUCCUGUCGAGCAGCUCCAGUGGCGGCAGCGUAGGCGGAUUCCACGGCCUUGCGGCCAGCUCCACGGAAUCCCCAUCCUCGGCCUCCCCGGAGCAGCAGCAGCCGCAGGGCCAAUGCCUGCAGGAUGGACUUUGGGUGGCCGAAUCCGCGACCCGUUGCCAAUACCAAACUAGCUGUCGUGCCAUCCAGCGCACUGGCCACUGCUGCCCCGAUUAUAAAUGCGAUUGCGAAAAGGAUGGCAAAACUUAUGCCAAUGGUGAUAAAUUGGUUGCCCCGGACACGCCGUGCACCGUGUGCUACUGCAAAGGCGGCGAGAUUGUUUGCAGCCCGGUGACCUGUUUCCGGCGAGAUGACUGCAUGCCCAAAUACGUGCCCGGUCGCUGCUGUCCGGAGUACGACAAUUGUCCAAUUCUCGAUAAUAAUCCACCGCUGGCCAGCGAGCCCGUUAGCAGCUCCACCACUUCCACGGCGAAACCGAUGGCAGUCGCUCAGCCGGCUGGAUUCAACUGGAACAUCACUAUCAAGGAGAUCACCAAGCCCACGGAGAUCCGCAUAACCGAUGACAACAAGGCCAAGCCAUCGAUUCCGACCAGAAAGCAGAGCAAUUUGAUGCUCACCACCGAGGGACCUGCACCACCAGUAACCAGCAGCUCCGUAGACAGCACCACUGCAGGAUCAGCAGGAGCCGCGGGAGCAGCAGCAACAACAGCAGCAGCAGCAGCAGCACCGGCAAUCAGCAGCACUGCAGCAGCAGCAACAUCACCCGCGACGGCAGCAACACCAACGGACGCCACAGCAACACCAGUGCCCAGCCAAGACGGCAACCAGAAAGCACUUCCAGGCGGCACCGAGAGCUUAAAGCUCAUCGCCUCGGUUGGCUACAUCGAAAGACCCCUCUCGCCCAGCAGUAGCAUCAUAGUGGAGCAACAGGUGAAGCCGCUGGUUACCUACAACGCCGACGGACUGCAGCCGCUGACCAGCAACGAUCCCAGCAAGGUGAACAUCAAGCGGGAAUACACCACCGAGGGAUCCACACUGAGCACCAAGAACUACGAGGAAUCCGCACUGCCCAUAUUCGUGCAGAAUGGCUUCAGAGAUUCGCUGGUGGAGCCGUCCGAUGGGGAACUUGAGCCCGAUACGGCGGGCAGUGACAACAUUUACCACAUCAUAUCCACCACCGAGGGACCUGGAACAGUGGUCAAAGUAACAACGGAUGCACCACCAAAGCCCAGCGAGACCUCACCCACCAUCCAAACCGUGAUCACUCCAAACACCACCAAGUCCGAUGUCGAGAGUAGCUCCGAUUCCGUCGCAGUAAGCAGUGAGAUGCCGCCAGCGAGCUCCACUCAUCACAUGGACGUGGAUGAUGAUGUGCCCCAGGUGGAAUCCAAUCCAGCCUAUCCCUCGCUGCCCGAGGACGACUUCAGUCUGCGGGACGUGAACUUUCCGCUCGUCGAGCUGGAGGACAUAGCCGAGUCCGAGAAGGAUGAGCCUCGGAGCAUACCCAGUCCCUUCGAGGUGGACCACAGGCAUGUGAAACUGGCGCCCGAUACCAGCCUGGAUGGCAGUGGCAGCGGAAGUGGUGGCGGCGACAUCGAUCUCUACCAGGAUAAGUCCUCUACCACCGAGGAAAUGAUGGCGUCCGGCUCAUCCAUUCACGAGAAGAGCUCCCUGGUGCCACUGCUGAUGUACAGUGGCGAGGACAUAUCCGGGGAGACGCGCAUCCAGAACGGCAGCGAUCUGCAGCUGGAGAAGAUCAGCCAGGGCGAGGAGAUGGAACUGGGCAGCGGGGAGAUCAGGGAGCCCGUCACCCCCAAAACCAAUUCGGUGUCCACGCUGGAGAUCGAUGAACUGGGCUCGGGAGCGGGCCAGGUGGGCGGUGUGGAUCCCAAGGCCGAUGCCGAGAGCCUGAAGCUGGACGAGAGCCAGGAAACGGUGGCCAGGACCAGUGCCAGUGGACUGGACAAAUCGUCGGCGAGGGCCGAGAAGAGCUUUGUGGAGCGGGCACUGCCAUUGGGGCGUCUAUACCUCCAGCGGAUCUACUGAGGAUCGCCGGCUGGAGUAGCUGGCAGACCUGGCAGAUCUAACCCUUUUAUUGUACAUACGGACACCAUGGGGCCUAGUGGCCUGGAAAGCAGCGAACAUCCAACCAACCAUUCAGUGAGCAGAGUGGCGGCAGAUUGUUAGGUUUAAGUAGCCAGAAGAAAGGGGAAGAAGAUUCCAUUAUCAUUUCCAUAGACUGCAUAGAACGACCUUUGAAUUUAUCAACUUUACGAACGUAAUCAUUAACUAACUAAUGUAUGAUUAGCAGAUUAGCAAAGCUGGGCUCCCCAAAUGCAAUAACGAAAUGUUUCCAUUAUCUGGCAAUCCAUAUUGCUUAGUUAUACUUCUAAUUUAUACAUACGUAUUGAGCUAAGUGCACUGAAAACAAAAUCAACCAUUGCCCCCACAUUUGGAAAUCAUCGAAUAAGUCGCAACAUAAACGAAGGAGAAAUUAUUUAACUUGUUUUAUCCCAUCAUGAUUUUAUUUAAUUUGUAAUUUAUUUCAUAACGAAUGCAAAUGAUUUUGAGAAAUGGUUCAAUGCAAUGGCCAACUGUGUAGUCCUCUUUGAAUUGAAAAGCUUUUAAGUUUAGACUGAAUAUGGCAAAGUUUUAAUUUAAAGCAAUUUACUCCUACUUUAACCAUAAUUUAUAUACAAUUUAAACUAAUUUUACUUUGACAUUGAGUCUUGAUGAUUAUCGCAGGAUUUUCCUGCAAAGGAAAAUCAAAAGCUCGAGUGAAUUUCAAAACGAAGAAAAGUGUCAAAAUGAAAACGCAGUCAUUCUUUAGUUAGUACAUACGAGUAUGAUAAAUAAUUAAUUACCUAUAUGAACAUAAUUUAUUUAGGCGAUGAUCGUGCACACUAUCACUCACACACAUACCACACAGAUUUUUUGAGAUAAUUAAACUAUAUUAUGAAAAUACUUUAACUAGCGUAAAUUUAGAUUGAAGCUCAUUUAACAAUGUAUGAAGUACGAAAUAAAAAUGAGGUAAUUCUAAACACACAA